Fulvia fulva is the source of this 618-nucleotide messenger RNA. RefSeq names its product Pleckstrin y domain-containing family A member 8. The coding region runs from base 1 to 618 and encodes 205 amino acids. Gene Ontology annotation, biological process: ceramide transport; intermembrane lipid transfer. The transcript has 2 exons. Gene Ontology annotation, molecular function: ceramide 1-phosphate transfer activity; ceramide 1-phosphate binding. NCBI's taxonomy places the organism in Eukaryota, Fungi, Ascomycota, Dothideomycetes, Mycosphaerellales, Mycosphaerellaceae. Gene Ontology annotation, cellular component: cytosol; cytoplasm; membrane. The record is from RefSeq and is a predicted model, not a curated record.
AUGGCAGCGUUCCCUCCCGGCGGCACUUACUUCGACGGCAAGAAGUCGUUCGCCCAAGUCCCAGUCGAUGACAGCAAAGAUGGCGGCGCUAUCUCAACAACAGAAUUCCUUGAGGCAGCAGAAGCUCUGACUGGCCUGUUCGAUAUCCUAGGACCUACCGCCUUCAAGCCCGUCAAGACCGACAUGGCCGGCAACAUCAAAAAGAUCCGCGAUCGCCAGCUUGAGAGCCCCGUGGACUCGGAGACACUUCAAGAUCUGGCGAGGAACGAGCUGAAGACGAAGAAACACACUGCAACGGAAGGUCUACUAUGGCUAACAAGAGGCCUCGACUUCACAGCCCAAGGUCUCCGCCACAACCUCAAGCACUCCGACCAAGAACUCUCCGUCUCCUUCCGCGAAGCCUACGGCGGCACCCUCAAGCCACACCACUCCUUCGCCAUCAAACCCAUCUUCUCCAUGGCCAUGUCUGCCUGCCCGUACCGAAAGGACUUUUACGGGAAGCUUGGUGAUGAUCAGCCGAGAGUGCACAAGGAGCUCGAUGAGUGGCUGCAGGGUUUGGAGAAGAUCGUGGACAUCUUGAAUAAGUUUACACAGAGCAAGGAGGCCCAGUGGAAGUAA